AUCCACAAGGUGGCGGUAAUGCGCCCAUAAAAAAAUCUCCAUUAAACAAACAGAAGGAGAACUGUAGCUACUCUGCCAUGCUAACAGCUAACAGAAGAAGAUGCUACUUGGCUAAACUCUUUUAGGUCCUUGUUUUUAAAAACACAUCCAUGUGGUUGUUUAACAGCAGUAAACUACUAGUGACGUUAACUCGGUGCCGGGGACUAUCUCUCUCCCAGUUGGUCUUUGCUGCAUUUCCGGGUAAGUUAGCUUGCUAGUUAGCUAGCUGGCUAGUUAGCCGGUGUUAUUGUCUCCAGGAUGGAAGCGUCCACCGUCACAGUCACAGUCCAGAGUCUGAGGCAGUUCAUCGGCGAGAGAUUAGCCGCCGCCGCCGCCGAAAUACUCGGAGUUUGUGAAACGACCAUCGCGAAGUACGAGGAUGAAAUCGACCGUCAGCGCAGAUUGUUUGACGUCAUCUGCAAACCGACGUUGAGGCUCCACAGAACAGAGCUCCCACGGCAGCAGGGCUGCAGCGAGGAGAGCAGCCUCCGAGAGGAGCCAGAGCCUCCGCAGAUUAAAGAGGAGCAGGAGGAGUCCUGCAGCAGUCAGGGAGGAGAGCAGCUUGUCCUGAAGCUGGAGGACGAUCAGGAGAACUUGCAGCUUGUUUUGAAGCUGGAGGACGAUCAGGAGAACUUGCAGCUUGUCCUGAAGCUGGAGGACGAUCAGGAGAACUUGCAGCUUGUCCUGAAGCUGGAGGACGAUCAGGAGAACCUGCAGCCAGUUACUAACAAGGAGAGUGAUCGGGAAAGCCUCUCGUUGAAUCCUACUUCUGAGGAAAGUCCCCACACGGAACCAGAACCCAGUGACUCCUGUCUCGUCUCUCAGGACUCUCCUGCAGCUCAGAGCCAGGAUCUCAGUCAAGGCACACAUGCAAGGCUAAGAUCAACCUCACGUGAACAGCCGGCGUCAGAUAAGACACGUCGCAUCCUCAGAAAGCGGAUAAAACGCGACAUCCAAAACUGCAACUCCCCCACGUCAAACAUUUCCUCGAAUAACUGCAAGGUUGAAAAAGUUUUUAAGUGUGGCACUUGUGGCAAAGCCUUUAAAUGGAAGUGCCGGUUAAUAAAACACGCGAGGGUCCACACCGACGAGAAGCCGUUUUCAUGCAAAACAUGUGGGAAAGGUUUCAAAUUUCGGGGAAGCGUGAAGAUCCACAUGAGAGCGCACACAGGAGAGAAACCUUUCUCCUGCGACACGUGCGAGAAGAGUUUCGCGUUAAGCAGUAGCCUGAAGAUCCACAUAAGAACGCACACAGGCGAGAAACCGUUUUGUUGCAAAAUAUGUGGGAGAACUUUCACAUUUAGCGGCAGCUGGCGGACACACGUUAAAACGCACACAAACGAGAGACCGUUUUCCUGCAAAACGUGCGGGAAAAGUUUCACAUCCACGGGAGGUUUGCAGUAUCACGUGAGAACGCACUCAGUUGAGAAGUCGGAUCCUUGUGCGAUUUGUGGAAAAACAUUAAGCAGCAGGUCGCAGCUGAAGUUGCAUUUGAGAAUCCACACAGGAGAGAAACCAUACUCUUGCAAAACGUGCGGGAAAGAUUUCAGAUUCUCCAGUUUGUACAGAAACCACAUGAGAACGCAUUCGGACGAGAAGCCGUUCGUUUGCAACAUCUGUGGGAAAAGAUUUGCUCAGUUGUCUUCGUUAAAACUGCAUCAAAAUAGCCAUCCUGAUAAAAAAGCUGCGUUCCUGCAGAACAUGCGGGGAAAUCUUCAGAACCGGAAGUGAAGCGGAAGCCCACACUCGACACACCCACCCUCACCGGGAGCUCGUCCCCGUAGUACCGCUCAGUCAACGUUCUCUCAUGGUUCUCAAGGUGAAAGCAGUUUGAGGCGACAGAGAAACAUAGACUUGUUUUUAAUAGAAAAUUCCAAAAGUGAGGAGCGACGUACUUGUAGCUCAUGUAGGAAACGUCUUUCUCGGAUCAUGUACUUGAAGUACUUUUGGAUAUUAAUACACGAGAGAGAGACUAGCAACAGAAUUAGUGAUUUUUUAAAAUUUAUUUAUUUUUUACUAUUUGUACACCGUACGUCAGUGCUUCUGUAGUUUAUUAAAGUUUCUUGAAUCUUGA
This is a messenger RNA of Paralichthys olivaceus (Japanese flounder), 2113 nucleotides long. Its product is annotated as zinc finger protein 684-like. Gene Ontology annotation, molecular function: RNA polymerase II cis-regulatory region sequence-specific DNA binding; DNA-binding transcription factor activity, RNA polymerase II-specific. NCBI's taxonomy places the organism in Eukaryota, Metazoa, Chordata, Actinopteri, Pleuronectiformes, Paralichthyidae. Gene Ontology annotation, biological process: regulation of transcription by RNA polymerase II. Gene Ontology annotation, cellular component: chromatin; transcription regulator complex; PcG protein complex. The record is from RefSeq and is a predicted model, not a curated record.